This is a messenger RNA of Fomitiporia mediterranea MF3/22, 1365 nucleotides long. RefSeq lists its product as uncharacterized. Bases 311 to 1012 code for a protein of 233 amino acids. The record is from RefSeq and is a predicted model, not a curated record. The transcript is spliced from 2 exons. Lineage: Eukaryota; Fungi; Basidiomycota; Agaricomycetes; Hymenochaetales; Hymenochaetaceae.
GCAAGUCAUCUAUUUAUUCUCCUUCCGCGUUCAGAUUUGAGAACGUCUUUCGGUCCUGAUAGGAGUCUUUGUUACAAAGUCUGGAGCGUUGCUACGCCGCGCCUCAUCUUCUCCGCAACUUGCAACUCCGAGCUCCUUCAGGUAGCCGUAUUUGGGGUGCACAACCGUGCCUCUGCUACAGCACGUUAGGUGCACAGCUUAUUCAUAAGAACUGCGAAGCUUUCACUUAGGAGUCCCCAUGUGAUCGGCACUACAAAAAGCAAGGCUCCGCUCGACCCCCAUACUCUUUUCUCGCAGUCGCUCAUCACCCAUGAACCCGGACUCCGCAAUGGACCGCACAGCGCGCUGGGUGCAGCAGCACUCCCAACAUAGUUAUAGACAGCAAAAUGCGACGUCUAGGAACCACAUAAAGCCUCUAAGGCCAGAAGGAACGUCGUCGCAGCAGUCGUCAAGAACGGACUUAGGCGGACAGGAUCGUGGCGUAGGAUCGGGAGGACGUGCCUACGCGAAGCAAUCGUCGACGAUUUACGCUCAUGCUGGCUCUUCGUACUCAAACAGACAGCCACCUCUGGUCGAUGAACCCCUGUCUUCUUCUCACCGUCGAUCCCGGUCGCAUUCAGCUUCUGUUCCGCAAGACCACCGUACACCUCCGCGGCUAAACAUACCAGCCGCGUUAUACCGAAAUCCGAACUUGCCGGCAUUCGUUCAAGGUCCACCUGGAUCAGGCUAUCCAAUGCCAAUGCAAUCAGUGCGCCAACCGCACCCACAUCCUCGAGCUGUGGUGCCUUCUCCACCCAGCCCACCUCUGCAAGUUCCGGCUCCUCUUAAUCCAAAGAAAUCCCGACCCACUGUCCACAAGCGACGGCCUUCACUGUCUGGCACAACAUUCGAGCCUCCAGCCUACGGAAGCUACCCGUACAGAGAGCCAGACACCAGAGAACCUCGUGUCCAGGGUCAAGGGGAUAUGUAUCGUGCGCGGGGUCGCUCCGCAAGUGAGUCACGCAGAAGAUGAGAGGAGAUGAGUGCCCAUUAGCCAGGGCAUGCGCCAUGCCUCGUUGCAAAGCGCAGGUUUUAGCGUGCUAUGAAACUCUGUUGACUCCUAUUCUUUUUCUCUUCACUUUCUCCGUUUUCAGCCCUUUCCUAUCGCGUCAAUUUAUUUUCAGUACCAUUUAACUUCUGACAAAAAAGCUCACCCCUUCUUUCAUGUGAAUUUCAAAAACUUGCUUUUUAUCUCGCUUUCAUUGUUCGUUAGGGGCGGAUGUCACUGCUUUGGCUGGGAUCUCUUACGUAUUUUUAUUUAUCCCUGCUUGUCCAGUACUGCUUUUGUAAUUUCUCAGUAGACGCUAAUUCAUGGAUGUUACCCGC